AUGAGCUAUCAAGGUUUUGCUAUUACUGACACUUCUAAAUGGAGUGAUGCUAAGAAGAUUGAGUUCAAACCAAGAACUCUUGGUGGUAAAGAUGUUGAAGUCAAAGUUGAUCAUUGUGGGAUCUGUGGUAGUGAUAUCCAUACUGUUACUGGAGGUUGGGGUGGAACCGUUGUUCCUGUGAUCCCUGGUCAUGAAAUCAUUGGUACCGUUACUAAAGUUGGACCUGAAGUUACUUUACAUAAAGUUGGUGAUAGAGUUGGUGUUGGUGCUCAAAUUGAUUCAUGUUUUAACUGUGAUAGAUGUGCUAAUGGCCAUGAAAAUUACUGUGAACAUAGUUUAAGUACCUAUAACGAUGAAAAGGAUGGUGAAAUCAGUUAUGGUGGAUAUGCUAACUUCGUCACUGCUAAUGAACAUUUCGUUUUCAAUGUUCCAGAAAAAUUGGAUUCUGCUGAAUAUGCUCCAUUAUUCUGUGCUGGUUUAACUGUUUAUGCUCCAUUAAGAAACAACAUCAAAGCUGGUGAUCAUGUUGGUAUCGUUGGUAUUGGUGGUUUAGGUCAUUUAGCUAUUCAAUUUGCUAAAGCUUUAGGAGCUACUGUUUAUGCUUUAUCAAGAGGUGAGAAAAAGAAGCAAGAUGCCUUGAAAUUAGGUGCUGACUAUUAUAUCGAUACUACCGUUGAAAAUUGGUCUAAACCUUAUAAAUUCAAAUUAGACUUUGUGUUAUCAUGUGCCAACUCCAGUAAAGGGUUCACCAAUGAUUAUUUCGAAAUCUUGAAGGUUUUCGGUAAAUUGAACUCUGUUGGAUUACCAGAAGAACCAAUUCCAAUCUCUGCUUUAUCAUUCCUUGGUAACGGUGUUUCCUUUGGUGCCACUCAUUUAGGUAACAGAGAAGAAAUGUUGGAAAUGUUAGAUGUAGUUGUCAAACAUGAUGUUAAACCAUGGUGUGACUUAUUACCUAUUUCAGAAGAAAAUGUUAAGAAAGGUUUAGAAAGAACCGAAAGAGGUGAUGUUAAGUAUAGAAUCACUUUAACUAAUUUUGCUGAAGGAUUUAAGUAG
Yamadazyma jaroonii is the source of this 1053-nucleotide messenger RNA. NCBI's taxonomy places the organism in Eukaryota, Fungi, Ascomycota, Pichiomycetes, Serinales, Debaryomycetaceae. The record is from the annotation of a GenBank genome assembly.